This is a messenger RNA of Esox lucius (northern pike), 2589 nucleotides long. RefSeq names its product N-acyl phosphatidylethanolamine phospholipase D (gene napepld). The record is from RefSeq and is a predicted model, not a curated record. Gene Ontology annotation, cellular component: membrane-bounded organelle; cytoplasm. Lineage: Eukaryota; Metazoa; Chordata; Actinopteri; Esociformes; Esocidae. Gene Ontology annotation, molecular function: N-acylphosphatidylethanolamine-specific phospholipase D activity; zinc ion binding. The transcript has 6 exons. The coding region runs from base 798 to 2063 and encodes 421 amino acids. Gene Ontology annotation, biological process: N-acylethanolamine metabolic process; N-acylphosphatidylethanolamine metabolic process.
GUUAGAGUAGCUGAAUUACGAUGUUUUUUAAGCGACAUGGGCUAUACACUGCCUGCUAGUUUUAGUUGACGUCAUAUUCGCUUGACUCUUCCUGGGACUUGUCAGCAAAGAUUUGUGUUCAGAGCUUAAAGCUUGUGGCUUAGCUCAUCAUUGACUCAAAAGCUCCCCAAAUGAGAAUUACACUACCUAGUAGUAUGUGUAGGCUAUAUGCUACAAUCGACCCGCGGACUAGUUUAGCUAUAUGAUAUGACUUAAAUAACGUGCGCUUUAAAGUAUUUUACUCUAUCCGAUAUAUUUCAUAAUCAUACACAGGCCUACAGAUUUUGUUUGAAUGAAGCUGGUUUCAGUACGACUUCACCAGCCCUGAUUACCUGAUAGCUAUGUUGGCUCCGUUUGUUUUGGAUAACCACAAUGCUAGUUCCACUACGCAGUGCCUAAAAUCGUAGAUCUUUUCCGACGGAGGAUGGAACAUCUCAUUUUUGCGAGUCUCUAAUGUCUGAAUUACAUUUCCACCUGUAACGUUUAAGAACCUUUUGCAACUGAACGUGGCAUACAUAGCCUAUAAGGUUUAAUUUCGUCACAUGGUCGUUUUUUUUUUUGUUCACAGACGUCAGAAAGCUCUGCUGUGACCCGUGCGUGUUUUUGUGCGUCCAGCUUUUCUAAACACAGUACUACUGCGAAUAUCUCGUUGCAAUAAUAUCAGAAGAAAUGUCAUAGCAGUGACGGAUUUACCGGCUUGCACUUUGCCUUGUUGUUUUCUACCCGAUUUCAGCCCAGAAGCCCGGCACUGUUACCCUAUGGGGGAUCGAGGAGGAGCAGGAGAGGUGGAGGAGAACAAGGUCCUGAUGGAUGAGGAGGGGGAGAAGGGUAUCAGCCCUGGUUUGCCGGGGACAGAGGAGGAUUCCCAGGCUGUGGUCAGGCCACGCACCCGCCCCGCCGUCUCCGCAGCCCAGGAGGACCCCGGACCCCGGCAGAGCAGCUCCAGCCGCUCCUCGAGGAAGAGCUUCCGUUUGGACUACCGGCUGGAGGAGGAUGUGACGGGGUCGAGCCGGGACAAACACGGGCGUUUCACCAAUCCCUGGCCGACGUGGCGGUUCCCGUCUUACACUUCCCUGCUGCGUUUUGUCCUGCUGGAGAAGAACCACAGUAAUGUGCCAAGCUCCAAAGAGGUUUUAGACAAAGAACUUCCAGUGGUGGAGCCCUGGUUCGUCCGUGUCCCAGAGGGAGCGUCGGGAGCGCUGGGGUCCGCCCUCCGGGUGACCUGGCUGGGGCACGCGUCCGUUCUGGUGGAGAUGGACGGCGUUGUCUUCCUCACGGACCCCAUCUUCAGCCAGAGGGCCUCGCCCUUCCAGUUCGUCGGCCCUAAGCGGUACCGCGGCCCUCCCUGCACGGUGGACCAGCUCCCCAGGAUCGACGCCGUCCUCAUCAGCCACACGCACUACGACCACCUGGACGCCGGGACGGUGGCCCAGUUGAACGAGCGCUUCGGCGGGGACCUGCGCUGGUUCGUGCCCCUGGGGCUGAUGGACUGGAUGCAGAAGAGCGGCUGCGAGAACGUGAUCGAACUGGACUGGUGGGAGGAGAACUGCGUGCCGGGCCGCGACGACGUCACGUUCGUGUGCACGCCGGCACAGCACUGGUGCAAGCGCACCCCCACGGAUGAUAACCGAGUGCUGUGGGGGAGCUGGUCUGUCCUGGGGCCCUGCAACCGCUUCUUCUUUGCCGGAGACACCGGCUACUGCUCCGCCUUCCGGGAGAUAGGGAGGCGCUUCGGGCCCUUCGACCUGGCCGCCGUGCCCAUCGGAGCUUACUGGCCCAGAGAUGUGAUGCGUGGUCAGCAUGUGGACCCAGAAGAAGCUGUUCUGAUCCACAAAGACAUUCAGGCUAAACACUCCCUGGCCAUCCACUGGGGAACCUUCGCUUUAGCCUAUGAGUAUUACCUGGAGCCGCCGGUAAAACUCAGGGAGGCCAUGGAAAAGAAUGGGCUGAAUGUGGAACACUUCUUUGUUCUGAACCAUGGAGAAUCCAGAGUGUUAAACGAAGACCAGGAAGUCUUUGAAUGAAUGGACCAAACCUGGGCAAUAAGCCCCUCCCAUCUUGCAGAUGGACUCCGAAAAUGCGGGAUUUUGUGUGUGUGUGGGUGUGGGUGGGUGGGUGUGUGUGUGUUUGUGUGUGUGUGUGUGUGUGUUUGGAUGUGUGUGUUUGUGUGUUUGGAUGUGUUUGGAUGUGUGUGUGUGUGUGUUUGAAUGUGUGUGUGUGUGUGUGUGUGAGUCUCAAACUAAGCCCUUAUCGAUCACAAUAGUUUGAAUAAAGGUGACUAUGAAAUGAACGCUAUUAUUUUUCAUGUAAUUCUUUUUUAUUUUCUUUCUUUCUAAGGAGUGGCUGUGUAUCCAUCGAUUCUUUGACCUUCAGAGAGUAACUCUUUCACCAAUGAUCCUAAACCUUCUGUGCAUGUGUGAAAUAUGUUCUUAACAUGUUUUUAUUCUUCAUACUCUCAUUAUGUACAGUAAGUUUAUUGGAGCUCCAGCCUUACUUUUCUAUUUGUUAAUGAUAAAUGUCUACCUAUAUAUAAAAACUGAAAUUAUGCAA